AGAAAAAUAAUAACUAUUAUAUUCUAAUUAGUAAUACAUUGACCAGUGCAAAACUAUUUUAAGAAAGAAAUUAACUGUAAACAACUGUCAAAUAUCUCCAGCAAAUCAACCAUUCAAUCCAUUCCAAAAUACUCCAAAUCCUUAUCCUCAAAUGCCCCCAUCUUUGCAAAUUAUAAAUACCACCAUGUUUCUGCUUCCAUUCUUCCUUAUUUAUAGUAAAAAUCAAAACUUUUUGGAGUUUGGUUUUGAUUUCUGACAGCCUAUUUUUCUCUCCAGAUUAUGCAGAUCUAAAGCAAUUCCGUGUUCCAAAAUCUAAUCUUUCUGGCAUCAUCAUCCUUAGAAUUCCAGUUUUUCUCAGACAAAAAAAGUUCAAAGGUCUUAUCUUUAGAUAUCUGUCCUCGUCAUUCUGCAUGCAUUUCUGUUCAUCUAAUCAAAUGGUCUCUUCUAAAUCUGCAUUUAAAACCAAACCAUAUCUUAUAUGAAUCACAAUAUUCCUCUUUGCUUCAUUUCCUGUCUCCAGUCCUUCUCAGUGGUGUUCCUUUACUGGUUUUAUGUCUUCUCAUGAACUAAACCCAUCCUGUUAAUCCAUUAAAUACAAACUCAUCAUUCAUUCAUUCAUUGGUUCAUUUAUUCAUUGUUGAAGUUCUUGAAAUGGCAUCAAAGCAAGCAGCUCAAUCUUCAUGCUCUGAAGAGGAUCAGAGGAAGCGAAAGAGGAUGAUAUCAAAUAGGGAGUCGGCGAGGAGGUCUAGAAUGCGAAAGCAGCAGCACAUGGAUGAUCUUACAAAUCAGGUUGCAGAAUUGAAGAAUGAGAACAGUCAGAUAAUUGCACAGGUCAAUUUGAUUGCAGAGCAAUACCUUAACAGUGACUUGGAGAAUGCUGUUUUGAGAACUCAGGUGAUAGAGUUGACGGAGAGGCUUCGAUCAUUGAGCUCAGUUCUUCGGUUUGUGGAAGAAUUCAGUGGCACACCCAUGUAUAUACCGGAGAUACCAGAUCCGCUCCUGCAGCCAUGGAAGCUCCCCCAACCUGUGCAGCCGAUCAUAGCAUCUGCUAAGAUGUUUCAAUGUAAAUUUUGAGAUCUUCGAGCUACU
Messenger RNA from Dioscorea cayenensis subsp. rotundata (Guinea yam), 1089 nucleotides. Its product is annotated as bZIP transcription factor 53-like. Gene Ontology annotation, biological process: positive regulation of DNA-templated transcription. The coding region runs from base 652 to 1074 and encodes 140 amino acids. The transcript has a single exon. Gene Ontology annotation, molecular function: DNA-binding transcription factor activity; transcription cis-regulatory region binding. NCBI's taxonomy places the organism in Eukaryota, Viridiplantae, Streptophyta, Magnoliopsida, Dioscoreales, Dioscoreaceae. The record is from RefSeq and is a predicted model, not a curated record. Gene Ontology annotation, cellular component: nucleus.